Naegleria fowleri is the source of this 3543-nucleotide messenger RNA. RefSeq lists its product as uncharacterized. The transcript has 2 exons. The record is from RefSeq and is a predicted model, not a curated record. Bases 1 to 3543 code for a protein of 1180 amino acids. Lineage: Eukaryota; Heterolobosea; Eutetramitea; Acrasida; Naegleriidae.
AUGUUCAAAGCCAUUCGUAAUUACUUUAAUUACAACGACUUGAUCGAUAUCAAUAUCAAUGAAAGGUUAAAAUACAUUCACAAUGAAAACGGAACUGAAGAACUCAAUCUUCGUAUUUCCAACAUGCUGACCGACAAGUACGAAGAUAAAGUUCUCAUCUUCAACUUUACAUCCAAACCGUUUCCUUCCGUAGCGACACGUCCUUGCAUUGAUAUUGGUUCUACACCAGUCAUUAGUGAACACUUUGAACAAAUUCCAAUCCUUCUUUCUCUUUCUCACAUGAUGGAUAAUUAUCUCCUAAAUUAUUCAUCUUCCAAAGAUUAUUAUGUGGUUUUUGUAGCCUCCAUUCAAACAGUUUGUUAUGCCUUGUUAUUAGCCUCUGUGUUUGUUUCCUAUACCGAUUCCAAAAUGUAUAUGGAUAUGUAUGGAAUUGAACAAUCAAGUCUUAAAUCUCAUCAUCCCGAACGAGUCAUGAAUGCUGCAGCAACAACAACGGUAUUGGAUGGAAGCACUAUACCUUCUGCACAUUCUUCUCCUAAUCUUUCUCAUCCUCCUCCUCCUCCGAACAACGGUUUGCAUCACUUGAAUCAUCGUCGUUCAUUAUCCACACCGGACGAAUAUGUCUUGAUCCAACCGCAUCAUCAUCAUCUUCAGGAUGGAGGAGGUAGUCAUAAUGGAGAUGAUCCGAGUAGUGGUGAUGCUGGUGGUGGUGAAACUGUUGUCACUGCCACUGCUGUCAUCUCUACCGUCGACGGAUUGAACUCACCCCAAAAACUGAUUCGAGAAAGUAGUAGUAGCACUACUUUGGAAGGAAUGGUGGAUGCCAAUCAGGCACUCGCUGCUGCAGAGACCAAUUCGACCUGUGAGAGUGAUCGAACGAGCACGACGGUCACUACCAGCACCACUACCACCACGACGAAUUACAGUACUCGAAUUUUGAAUACUCUUCAAAUUCUACAACAUGCGAGAGAGACAGUCUAUCCUCGAUUGGAGAAGAAAUUGAAUGCAAAAUCAUUGAACAAGCUCAAGAAUUUGGAACCUUCUGUGAGUCGAUAUGCAAAUUUGUUUUUGAUUACCUUGCAACGACCACUUUCUUUGAUGAUGAUUCAGGAUCAUCCUCAUCUCUCCAUGUCGACUCAAAUUCGACCAACUUACUUUAAACCAUCAUGUUUUCGAUUGCAAUGCAUUUCAAUGAAUAGUUCGAGACUUUGUGUGAAAUACUCAAAUAAUGGAAUGAUUAGUUCGUUUUUAGAUCAAAGUAAUUCAAAGAUUGAGAAUCGAAGACAUACCAUGUCUGCUAGAAAUUUAAAACGUGAGGAAUGGGUCUCUGUGAACCAAGGCAAUUCUACAGAUGACGAUAACAUUCCUGACAGUCUAGUUGCUUUUCAAUAUCGAAAAUUGUACUUUGUCGUUCGAAAACAAACAGACAUUUUGUUUUCAACUUUCACAACUGCUUCUACAAAUAAUGCUCCAACCGUUGAGAGAAGAAAGACAAUUCUCUCUUCACAUGAUCCAGAGGAGAGACCUUCCACUCGUGUAGAAACAUGGUUCCACUAUAAUUUACCAUUCAAUGAAAGCAAACCAUUAAUGGGAGAUUUUAUUUUGCUUGCAUUCACAAUGGCUGAUGAUGGUAAUAUUAUUUCAUUGUUUAGAUUUACUUUCAAUACCAUGUUUUUGACAAGCACAGUGGUUGUUGUUGACAAGAGUGAACUCGAUUGGGCUCACAACUCUCCUGCAUUUUCAUCCAAUUUCAAAUUAGAGUUGAAUUUCUCUGAAAUUGAUUGCAGCAAUGACAAAGAAGCUGAAGAACUUGCCACUUCCUAUUGGACUGAAUUAAUUUGUGCUCUCGAUAAAUGUCCACAUUUCCUUUCGAGAACUGCAGAGCUUGACAAUGCAAGACAACUCUUGACCACAAAACCCUAUCUCAUUGAUAAUUUUUCAAAUACCAUCAUGAUGGGAGAAAGCAUGUUCACUCAGGCAGGAAGUAGCAACAAUAGUCAAAUCAAUUCACCUUCUGUAAAUAGUAAUUCUUUGAGAGAAAAUCCAUCUCCUCAACUCAACAACCAAGGUUCACAAGAUUCACCCCUCAUUCUUGGAUCCAUUCCACCACCACCUCCUGAAUUGGCAGUGAUUCCUCCACCACCACCUCCUAUGACCAACGGUGGAGAAGGUUUGGUUCCUCCUCCUCCACCUUCUGGUUUUGUUCUUUCCACAUCCAAGAAGAAAUACAAGACAGUUGAAGUUGAACAAGUGAGCAAAACCAAACAAUUGCAUUGGAAACCAAUUAAGAAAGUGAGUUCAUCAACUUCUGUUUGGAGUCAAAUUGAUGAGGUUGAUGAAUCAUUGAUUGAUCUUGAAAAGAUUGAAAUGUUGUUUGCAAAACAAUCCAAGAAUGAUGAAGAAGAAAUGUCGUCAAAUUCUCCAAGAUUGUCUUCCUCUUCAACAAUACCUUCUCCAAGAACAAAGGUAUCACCAAGACAACAACAAAAGUCACUUGCCACAGAAGGUAUUAUUGAUGCCAAGUCUGCUAGAAAUAUUGAAAUUAUUAUUAACAGUCAAUUUAAGCAAGCGAGUAUCGAACAAGUGGUUGAAGCAAUUAAUAAUCUCAAUGUCACUGCACUCACUGCACAACAAGUUGAAAAUAUGGAACAAUUUGUUUCCACGAGCGGUGACUUGUUUAACAUGAAAGCCAAGCUUAAAGGAAUUGAUCGUGAAGAGUUACCAAAAACAGAUACAUUCUUCUUGGAUGUCUUGUCUGUUGAAGAAGUUAGUACAAAACUCAAAUUGAUGAAAUACAUGUUGAACUAUCCAAAUCUUCAAAAAGAUCUUACCGAUAAGAUUGAAAAGAAGAGAGCUGCGAUCAAGUGCAUGAUGAGUUGUGCUUCUUUCACAAAGGUUCUUUCAUAUAUUCAUGCUAUUGGUUCAUUCAUGAAUAGAGGUAAAAAGAGAUUAGAAGGAGAAGGGUUCGAUUUAAGAAUUUUACCCAAGCUUUCUGAUACUCGUUCAUCGAUUGAUAAGAGUAUGAAUUUGAUUACAUAUCUUGUCAAAGUUCUUGAAAAAGAUACCACUGGAAGUAUUAACUUUGAUCAAGAAUUGAUGGAUGCUGGAGUUUGCUCUCAUGGUGUCACUGUGACAUUGGCCAAUGUUGCUCAACUAUUGAACGAAAUUCAACAACAAUACAAAUUUAUCGAAAAGGCAGCCGAUGACAUGAAUAAGGAGAAAUGCACAGAGGAUUACAAAACUAAUUUAACCACUUUCUUCAAAACUUGUCAAGAGGAAUAUCCUAAAAUGAUGGAGGCCUAUGAAUCUUUACAAAAAGAAGCUACAAGUUGCUAUGAAUUCUAUCAUUUUGAAUUUUCAGAAGAUGGUUCAGAUCGAAAAUUUGUUGAAGAUGAAUUCUUUUCAAUUAUUGCCGAGUUUGUCGAUAAGUAUCGAAAAGCAAAGGAGGCUGUGAUCAAGUCACCAAGAGGCGCUUCUCCAGGUAUGAAAAAGAGAACUCAGUCCUUGAUGAGACUUGACUUGAAUAGACUUGAUAGAAGAUAA